AUGAUGUUUGAAUUUGUGUAUGAAUAUGGUCGAGGCGACAUAAAAUAUGACCAAGAUGCGGCACCUUGGUUACAGAAGAAACCAGAUUUAAGGUGCUCUUCACGACCUCAGACCUUACAGCUUGACGUUCCACCAGACCACUCCCCCAAACCAUUCCCAAAACAACUUUGGAGCUAUAUGUCACGCAAGAUAUUUUUGGAGUACUUGAUCUCUAAAAUGCCAUCAUAUAACAGUGUGACUAUGGCUGUUCAGUAUGCUGCAUAUGGGACGUUAUUUCCCAUUUUACUUCCUGUCGAAGGUGCAUUUUCACCUUCUACACGUACAAGAUUUUUUAGCAUUUCGGAAAGUGUGUGUUCCAUAAUUACUAUAUAUAUCAUAACUCUUUGUAUAUGGUUUGGGGGGAGUGGUCUGGUAGAACGUCAAGUUGGGCUUCUCAAGUACCCGCCAACAUUUAGGACCUUGGCAGUGCUUGAGAAGCCCCUAACCAGUUUAUUCCCACGUGUAUUGGGGCGAUCUUGUAUCGUAUAA
This is a messenger RNA of Phycomyces blakesleeanus NRRL 1555(-), 528 nucleotides long. RefSeq lists its product as hypothetical. The transcript is spliced from 4 exons. The record is from RefSeq and is a predicted model, not a curated record. Bases 1 to 528 code for a protein of 175 amino acids. NCBI's taxonomy places the organism in Eukaryota, Fungi, Mucoromycota, Mucoromycetes, Mucorales, Phycomycetaceae.